This is a messenger RNA of Bactrocera dorsalis (oriental fruit fly), 1982 nucleotides long. Its product is annotated as jerky protein homolog-like. Lineage: Eukaryota; Metazoa; Arthropoda; Insecta; Diptera; Tephritidae. The transcript is spliced from 3 exons. Gene Ontology annotation, cellular component: nucleus. Bases 306 to 1793 code for a protein of 495 amino acids. The record is from RefSeq and is a predicted model, not a curated record. Gene Ontology annotation, molecular function: DNA binding.
CAAGCAUAAACUGUUAAAAAAACUUAAACAGAAAUAAAGUCGGGUAUUCCCCGAAAUUGCUCAUUUUAUGUUUUUUACUGGAAAAGCUGCUGCUAUGUAUUUGGUCCCAGUCUUUAUUUGUCUCUUGUCGGGUGCAAAGCGCUUCUGAGUGAAUGUGUACUGUUGUAUGUAUUUUUAAAAGUGUUUAUGUGCUAAUAAAUUAAGUGUUAUCAUGCCUGUGAGGAAAUUCCUUCCAUUAAAGCAAAAACUUGAAAUUGCUCAAAAACUCGAGAAAGGUGCUAGUGUUUCAUCCUUAGCAAAGAUUUAUGGUGUGGCCAAAUCAAGUUUCGGGAAUAAAAAAAAAUGCUCGUAGUAUUAUAUCCCACCAGGCAGUCGGAGCAUCUAAGCGGAAGACUCUUAGAAAAGGCGAGUAUCCCCGCAUGGAGAAGAUGUUAUAUAAGUGGUUUAUAGCUCAACGAAACAAAAAUUGUCCAGUUACUGGGGAAAUGCUUAAGAAAAAAGCAAUGAAGCUGCAUGCUGACUUUAAGGAAAAAGAAGGUAGCUUUCAUGCCAGCCCCGGUUGGUUAUCUGGAUUUAAAACUCGCUUUGGAAUCCGACUUUUAAAAGUGUGUGGUGAGAAACUUUCAUCGGAUAUCCAGGCAACUGAUCCCUUUAAGCAUAAACUCAGAAACAUUAUUUACGAAUUGAAGCUUUGCGAGGACCAAGUAUAUAACGCAGACGAGACCGGCUUGUUUUGGAAAAUGCUUCCUGAUAGAACGUAUGUCAGUCAAACAGAAAAAGCAGCUCCGGGAAGAAAAGCAGAAAAGGCCGGAAUUACUGUUCUUGCAUGUACAAAUGCAACUGGUCAGCAUAAAGUCAAACCCUUAAUAAUUGGGCAUGCCAAGAAGCCGCGCUCUUUUAAGGCUUAUGACAUCCCGGUAGACUAUCGGAACUCUAAGAAUGCAUGGAUGACUGCCAACAUUUUCAGAGAAUGGUUUCACCAUUGCUUCGUCCCUCAGAUUCAUAAGUAUUUACUACAGAAAGGAUUACCAGCCAAAGCUAUCCUUUUGCUUGAUGACGCCCCUUGCCAUCCUCCAGAAGAUGAACUUAAAACUGCUGAUGGAUCCAUAUUCGUGAUGUAUAUGCCUCCAAAUGUAACGCCUUUAAUUCAGCCUAUGGAUCAAAAUGUGAUUCGCUUAACUAAGCUGUAUUACAAAAAGCAUCUCCUGCUUUUAGCUGUAGGAAAGGAUGACAUCACACAAUUUCUAAAACAUUUAACUUUAAAGGAUGCUGUAUCAUUUUUAAUGCUUGCUUGGAAUCAGCUGCAAGCAAAUGUAAUAGUAAAAUGUUGGAAGCCUUUAUUAGUAUGCUUAAAUACUACAGAAGCAAACGAAAGCGAGGAUGAAUACGAUGAUAUUCCUUUGAGCUUACUUCGUCAAAAAAUAUUGCAGGAAAAAUGGAAAGAAGUUCAUGAUAUACAGGGUCUGCUGCAAGUUGUAUUACCGGAGGAAAUCUACACUGAACAAGAUAUUGAGAAGUGGAAUUCAAUCCAAGUUGACGAAGAAAUUGAUUUAGAUAAUUAUGCCAUGGAUACUGAAGAAUCUGGUGAUGACAGCCAAGGCGAAGGACAGAUCGGAAAUUCAAUAAAAGCUACUGAAGCCAUUAAAAGCUUCGAUAUAGCUAUCGCAUGGGCUGAAGCUAACACCACUGACUAUGCUGGCAUACUAGUACUGAAAAGUCUACGCGAAAAAGCGGUCCAAAAGUCAAUUUCCGAGAUCAAAAAGCAAACAUCUAUUCGCAAAUUCUUUCAAUAAUAUGUAUGUAUUUUUCAAAAAAUUACUUUAUACAUAUAACCUGUUUUGUUUACAUAAACAAACAUGAAUUUAAAGCUAAUAAACCAAGUUAAAAAAAAAAUGUUAACCUUAAUAUAGUGAACAACCUCGAUACUGCGAACAGGCCUUGCAGAAAUUAGUUCACUAUAUCCAGACUCCACUGUAUAUUCU